AGGCAGAGGCGCGGGGCGCCGGCGGGGCGCCGGCUGGCCCGCGGCGGUGGUCGCGCUGGCCGCUGCGGGCGGGUGCUCCCGAGGCACCGGCGGCCCGCCGGCGUUUGUGGCGCUGCCGCCGGCGUCGGGUUCGCACGCCGGCCGCCGCGGGUGCAUUGCGGCAGUGGCCGCGGGCGCCGUGGCCUCCGCCCGGCUGGGCGAGGCCUUCGGUGCCGAAGGCCCGCUGACCUGCAACGAGGAGUGCAUCAGCAACUGCCUGCUGGCGUCGCCUGGGCAGCGGUCGGUCUGCGAUGCCUGCGAGGACGAGUGCCUGCCAGGGCGGGCCGUGGCCUCCACGGCCGGCGACAAGGACGGCGCCCGCGUGGCGGGCGCCAGCGAGAAGGAGUGGAACGAGAAGUUCGCCGAGAAUCUGGUCGAAGACUGGGCCAACAAGUUCAUUCUCUACGGCAGUGACGAUGGCAGCGGGCGCUUCCAGGACCUGGCCAACCGGUUCAACCAGGACAAGAAGCCCCUGUUCGACUUCCGCGGCACUCUGAGCCGCUGAGCCUCGCCUCGCCUCGCCCGCUGACUUCGCCCAGUCGCAAGUGCUGAUUUGCUCUGCCUCGUUUGCGCGGUGCGGGCGGCGGUUCACCCGCAUGGUGCAUCGUGGCCGCUGCUGCACCGCCGCUGACCGCGGGAGCAUUCGGCGCCAUCAUUCGUUUGAUCGUCGGCAUCAUCGCCGCUUUCCUGCAUGCAGCCAAGACGCUGAAAUAAGGACCACGUCGU
Prorocentrum cordatum is the source of this 765-nucleotide messenger RNA. NCBI's taxonomy places the organism in Eukaryota, Dinophyceae, Prorocentrales, Prorocentraceae. The record is from the annotation of a GenBank genome assembly.